AUGGGAGUAGAAGAGGUACUGUGUGAAGAACCACAAUUUGCUACCCCCGAUACUGGAAGUUCACAGAGUGCUAACAAAGAAGCUACAGUGGAUGCUAGUGCCGAAACAAAUGAUGGAAAUCAAGUUGAAAUGCUGUCAUCAGAGGAUAUUGAAGAUUUCUUUGAAAAUGAAAGAAGGAAAACAGAAGGUGUUACUAAAAACAGCAUUGAAGAAGAUUUGAAACCUUGUAUGGGGAUGAAGUUCAGUACCAAAGAAGAAGGGCAGCAAUUUUUCAACUUCUACUCCAGUGUUGUUGGUUUCUCUGUUGCUGUUGUCAACAGUUAUAGAACAACAAGUAAGAAACGCAACAAUGAGAUAACUAAAGUUGUUAUGCAGUGUAACAAGCAUGGUAGAACAACACAAGUUGAUAGAGAGCAGUUGGUGCCUCAAAGGAGAAGCACAGUCAUAACAAAGAUAGGUUGCAAAGUGGAAAUGCGGAUUACAGAGAAGAACAAAGUUUGGGAAAUUACCCAAUUAAAUCUUGAACACAACCAUGAGCUUUCACCAAAUAGCAGGUUCUUCCGGUCUCACAAGUACAUGUCACCUGAAGAAAAAGAUCUCAUAAGGACACUGAAGUACACAAACACUCCUACAGGCAAGAUUGUCGAUAUCUUAGCAUAUGUGAGAGGCGGAAUUGGAUGUUUGCCUUACACAAAGAAGAUGGUCAGCAAUUAUGGCACUGAAAUAAAUAAAGAGUUACAGAAUACUGACAUGAUGGAAGUAGUACACAUGUUCAACAAGAAACAAGCAGACAGUCCUGGUUUCUACUAUUCGUUUCAGUUGGACAGUGACAAUAAAGUUAGAAGCAUGUUCUGGUCGGAUCAGAAAUCAAGAUUAUACUAUGAGCAAUGUGGGGAUUGUCUUAGUUUUGACACAACUUUCCUUACAAACAAAUACAAUCUUCCAUUUGCGCCAUUUGUAGGAGUUUCACCCCAUGGGAACACGUAUUUAUUUGCUUGUGCUUUCAUUGUCAAUGAAAAAGCGGACACCUUCAAAUGGUUGUUCGAGCAGUUUUUAACAGCAAUGAAUGGUGUUCCACCGGUGUCAAUCAUAACUGAUGGAGACAGAGGUAUGAAAGCUGCAAUAGAGGAAGUUUUUCCAAAUGCUUUCCACAGAUGGUGUCUUUUUCACAUCAAGAAAAAAGCAGAUGAGAAAAUCACUACAGGGUUUCAAGCCAAUGAAGGAUUGUAUGAAGAUUUUCAAGACAUCAUUGAUAACUCUUUAACAGUAGAAGAAUUUGAGUAUCUUUGGUAG
Lolium perenne is the source of this 1293-nucleotide messenger RNA. Lineage: Eukaryota; Viridiplantae; Streptophyta; Magnoliopsida; Poales; Poaceae. The record is from RefSeq and is a predicted model, not a curated record.